Molecule: messenger RNA, 1287 nt
Organism: Aplysia californica (California sea hare)
Lineage: Eukaryota; Metazoa; Mollusca; Gastropoda; Aplysiida; Aplysiidae
Product: glucose transporter type 1
Exons: 9
Coding region: 1-1278 (425 amino acids)
Biological process (GO): monosaccharide transmembrane transport
Cellular component (GO): membrane
Molecular function (GO): hexose transmembrane transporter activity
Source: RefSeq, a predicted model, not a curated record
AUGCCGAGCCCCAUCAAACCAGAAGUAUUCCAGUAUUAUGGUCUCUACACCGGCCUGACCCCCCUGUACCUCUCAGAGAUAUCCUCCUCCGACAUCCGGGGAGCUCUGGGAGUCCUUCACCCUCCUCCCCCCUUCCCCCCCUCUCUCCUUCUCUCUUUCCUACUCUAUUCAUUCACUCACCCAUCCUCUACACCUCCUUCCACAGGUCUUUACACCGGCCUGACCCCUCUGUACCUCUCAGAGAUCGCCUCCUCUGACAUCCGCGGAGCUCUGGGAGUCCUUCACCAGCUGGGUGUGGUACUGGGCAUACUUCUGUCCCAGGUGCUGGGCUUCCAGGAACUGUUGGGCAACGCAAGUUCAUGGGAGGUCUUGAUGGGUUUGCCAAUCCUCCCCUGUCUGCUUCAGUUACUGAUCCUACCGUUUUGCCCCGAGAGUCCCAGAUUUUUGCUCAUCACCAAGCAACGGGAAACCCAAGCAGUAGAAGCUCUGAAGAGCCUCCGAGGUACAGCUGAUGUCAAGGAUGAUAUAGAGGAGAUGAGGAAAGAAGCCCGCACUCAGGAGAGGGAGGAAAAGGUGACCCUCCUGCGGCUGUUCCAGAGACGUAGCUUCCGCAUGCCGCUCAUCAUCAGCAUCAUGAUGCAGCUGUCUCAGCAGCUCUCAGGAAUCUGUGGGAUCUUUUACUACUCGUCCAAACUGUUCAAGUGGGCGGGGCUGAGCGAGGAGACGGCCACUCAUGCCACCAGCGGGGUGGGCGGAGUCAUGGUGGUCAUGACUGUCAUCACCAUUCCCUUGAUGGACAGGGCCGGGAGGCGGAGCUUGCACCUCAUUGGUCUAGGGGGGAUGUUUGUCUUCAGCAUAUUCAUCACGGUGUCUCUAGUCUUGCGGGACAAAGUGGAAUGGUUCAACGGGCUCAGUAUAGCCGUCUCCCUCAUCUAUGUGGCUUUCUUUGCCCUAGGUCCAGGCUCCAUCCCAUGGCUGAUCGUGGCGGAGUUGUUCAGCCAGGGAGCUCGACCGGCGGCCAUGUCUGUCGCGGUUCUCGUGAACUGGGUGGCGAACUUUAUCGUUGGGUACAGCUUUCCUCACAUGCAGAAUGGCCUGGGAGACUACGCCUUCCUUCCUUUCACGGGCCUCCUCUUGGUGUUCUGGGCCUUCACCUUCUGGUUUGUUCCGGAAACCAAAGGAAAAACGUUUGAAGAGGUCACCGCCCUCUGGCAGGAGGGGGGCCAGAGGGAUUCGAACUCGGGCUCCCCGAAGGAACACUCUCAUCUGGUGCCGUAGUGUUCAGGA